GUUUUCGUUGUUUUGGCUGCUGAUAUUUUCAGUAUAUUGUUUAUUUACUUCAAAAUCAGUCUAUUCAAAAUUUCUUAAUAUUUAUUCGUCUUCUACUGUAGCAGACAAACAUGAUAAUAAUUAUGAUUAUUGCCUUGUUACAUACAAGGAAGAAUGGGAACGAAAUACAAUAAGAUUAUUACCAUAGUUAUUUGUACUCAUUUAUUUAUUUGUUUAUUUGUAGUAACCACUUGUUAUUUUAUUAUUAUAGUCAUUUUAGUUCACUUAUUGCAAAAAACAAAUUGAAAAUAUCUGACAGGUGUUCUUAAGAAAUGUGGACAGCAUAAAAUACUAAUGAUCUUUCGUCAUUAUUGUAAUUAUUUUUUUGUAUAAGUUGAGCUAUUUAAUCAUUUAAAAAAAAAAACAUCAUAGUAACGAAAAUUCCCACUAAAAGUAGUCAUCAGAAAAAAAAGCCGAUUUGAUUGCAAUAUAUGUUUAUAUGGUUGCUGAAUCAAUAUUUAGAAUCACGAACAAGCCUAAGUUAAAUAACAUUACUAACUAUAAAAAAAAACACUGAACAGUUGUUUUAUUCUAAUAUAAAAAACCACAACAGUGCGGAACUGUGAACACAUUCGGGUUUGAAACCACGACUUUUAGGUCUUGUUAUGUGAGCUUACACAUUAGGCUAUUGAGCUGUUAAAUUAUAAUUAAUAUAUGUAACAACCUUUAGUUUAUGAAAAAAUCAUUAUUAUGUAACAUUGAAAACUCAGUCUUUAUUCACUACCUUUAAAAAAAAAAAGAAAGAUUUAACUUGUCCUUGACAAAAUAGAUAUGGUUAUUUCAAGUCCAACCAUCAUCGGUCGAUUGGCCAAUCUAAACACUAAGUGGACACAACCAUUACGCACGAACUAUUUUCUCAUUGGACAUUUCUAUUUACACACGAUUCAAAAUAUCUCAUCUGACACAAGCUCCAAUGUCAUUGGCUCAUUCAUCAACACGCGCAAAUCAAUCAGAAUAAAAAGCCGUAUAAAAAUUCCAGAAUCUCAGAUGACCACACAAGUCCUAUUCACUAUGAUGCCCUAUACUGAAUCUUGUGGAAACUAUACACGUGUACCACCGAUUACCAAUAUUCACAGCUCCUACCAUAUACAACCAAAUCACUUGAAUGGAUCUAAUUCAACUUAUCCAUCCAGUGAAAAUACCGUCUGUUCUCGAAGAGGAAGACGAUCAAAUGUUCCACCUGAAAUCAGAGAACAAACACGUCGGUUAAAGAAACAAAAUAUGGAACGUAGACGACGUGCAUGUAUCUCCGAUAAAAUGAAUGCAUUGCAUAAUUUAGCAAUGAAUCUAAUUGGAAUCGAUCCUCAGGAAUAUCAUAAAGUUGAAAAAGCUGAUAUUUUGAAUCUAUGUCAAAGUGUAUUUGAAGGGAUUUUCAAUAUGACUAAAGAUGAACCAGAAUUAAAGGCACGUUUGAGAAAAUUGCGAUUCAAUUUGAAUGAGAUCCCAAACUCUUCUUCAAUAUCCCCAACAACAACAACAUCAUCAUCACCGUCAUUAUUUACAUCAACAAAUAAUUCCACAUCAAAUGUCAAUGAACAUAUACAAAAUAUUCUGAAUGUGAAUGGGAAAGACAAUUCACUAAGAAAAUUUACUCGACAUCCACAUCACCAUCGUUCCUAUCAUCAAAGUCAACAACAUUCACAGUCUAUUACCACCAUUUCUUGUUCUUCUUAUUCGAAUACUACUACUGCUACUGCUACUACCCAACUGUUCAGUACACCAAAAAUUUCAUCUCCAUUACCAACUUGUGAUAAUUUCGACCAGACAAUUGAUGAAGAUAAUAAGGAGAACAGAACACCGAGAUUGAUAAUUAGAAAUGCUUCAUCGAUUGGACAUUGCAGCACACCUUAUCCUAACAAUGUUACUAUCGAUAGUAGUUGUAAUUCAACUCCAAUCUCUUCCCAUGUAAAUUAUUCCUACUCCUACUCCUCCUCCUCCUCCUCUUCAUCAACAUCAGCAUCAUUCUUAUCAUCUUCCGUCACAUCAACUCCAUUGAAUAAUAUGCAUUCACGAGUUAAUGGACUGAUGAUGCAAUGGCAGUCGACACCGUUACAAUAUAAUCACAAAUACAAUUCAUUAUUGAGUGAUGGUGAUAGUGGUUUUUUCAGUAGUGGGAUUCAGUCAGUGGGAUUCACACCGAAUGUGAAUAAUGUAGUUGGUGUUAGUAAAACAAAAAUGAGUAUGGAUUCUGCUCAGUCUACAGACAUGUGUUCUGUGAAAGUACCAAACAUAGAUCAGAGAUCCUGUAAUGUAUUUCUGAGUCGUAUGAGAAAUAUGUCGUCAAUAUCACCUUCGUCAUUGCCAUGUGAUAAUCAUUUGUCAGCUUUCAGUGUGCCUGUAACGCGAUCGGCGUUAGUUGAGAUGAAUAAAUCCGUUGAUGUACAUAGUACCGGUGUUCAACAUGUUAAAGUGGAUAAUGCAGUAGUGAACGAUUCUAUGAGUUGUACACGAGGAUUGAUCUCUUCAUCUACUGAAGUUACAUCUGAGACAAUAAAUACUAAACAUCCAGUAAUGUGGAGACCAUAUUUAGACUGA
Molecule: messenger RNA, 2574 nt
Organism: Schistosoma spindalis
Lineage: Eukaryota; Metazoa; Platyhelminthes; Trematoda; Strigeidida; Schistosomatidae
Source: the annotation of a GenBank genome assembly